GUGGGUGGGCAUAUGUGAUCUGAUUGCGUACCCCUACAUUGGGGUGAAGUGCAGAGAGGUGCAGCAGGGAAAUCAGCGCAGGAAGGGGAUGGCCGCGGCAGAAGCGAUUGGCGGCUUUGGCGCCAGUGCAGGGAGAUGGUCUCUUCACGGCAAGACGGCCCUCGUCACCGGUGGCACUCGCGGCAUCGGGUAUGCGGUGGUGGAGGAGCUGUCGGCGCUGGGGGCGGCCGUGCACACCUGCUCCCGGAAGGAGGCCGAGCUGGCCGAGCGCUUGAAGGAGUGGGAGGCCAAGGGAUUCCGCGUCACCGGCUCCGUCUGCGACGUCUCCGUGCGGGAGCAGCGGGAGCGCCUGAUCCGCGCCGUCGCCGACCGCUUCGCCGGCAAGCUCAACAUCCUCGUUAACAAUGCGGGCACAUGUAUUGGAAAGCCAACACUUGAAUACACGGCAGAGGAAUACUCCUUCUUAAUGGCCACUAAUCUUGAAUCUGCAUACAAUCUGUGCCAACUUUCACACCCUCUUCUCAAGGCGUCCGGGGCGGGCAGCAUUGUCUUCAUAUCAUCAGUCUCUGGAGUGGUAGCGGAAGCUAGUAGCUCCAUCUAUGGCAUGACAAAAGGUGCCACGAACCAACUAGCAAAGAACCUAGCAUGCGAGUGGGCGAAAGAUCACAUAAGAAGCAACUCUGUUGCUCCAUGGAUAUGGCAAAUGAGGAGCUCAUGGCUCUCGUGGCGCAGCGAACUCCACUGAGACGUGUGGGAGAACCUGAAGAGGUAUCAUCACUGGUGGCAUUUCUCUGUAUGCCCGGUUCGUCCUACAUCACCGGCCAGACGAUCUGUGUUGAUGGUGGCCUAACCGUCAACGGGAUGUAUCCAACCCACGACUAGGAGUUGUAUCGUGCUCUUGUGUUGGAUGUGUGAGAAACUGGACCCAUUUCGAGAUGUUUGGCAGAACAAAAUAAUAAAAAAUAAUGGUCCAUUCAUGUCAGAUGGUGGAUUGUAUGAUUUCCUAUCUGUUGCCAGAUGGUGGAUUAACAAUGAUAAAAAUGCAGUGCUCAAUACCUUUA
Messenger RNA from Lolium perenne, 1061 nucleotides. Its product is annotated as tropinone reductase homolog At5g06060. The record is from RefSeq and is a predicted model, not a curated record. NCBI's taxonomy places the organism in Eukaryota, Viridiplantae, Streptophyta, Magnoliopsida, Poales, Poaceae. Gene Ontology annotation, molecular function: oxidoreductase activity.